Molecule: messenger RNA, 348 nt
Organism: Paecilomyces variotii
Lineage: Eukaryota; Fungi; Ascomycota; Eurotiomycetes; Eurotiales; Thermoascaceae
Exons: 3
Coding region: 1-348 (115 amino acids)
Source: RefSeq, a predicted model, not a curated record
AUGUCAUCAGUGAACGGACUAGUGACGGACUGGGGGUUUAUCAUCGAUUUCUACCGCAAUCCAACAGAUCGCAACUUGCGCAUGCUGUUUUUCCCUACCACUGCAGACUACGAGUCAGGACACCUAAGACCUCCUAUCGACGGCCAGUGGUUUGAUAAGUAUUCUUUGCCCCGGCUGAGAAACGUUGAUAUCGGGAUCAAGGUGGACACCCGCCGGCCAAUGUUCUUGUCGUCCCUAAAUGACCAAGAGUAUGUGGCCGUAUGGAAAAACAUGAGCGCUAACAAGGAGAUGACCUGUCCCACAUGGGACGGCUGGAUGAAGCUGAACAAAUGGCAUAUGCUCACCUAG